Drosophila mojavensis is the source of this 2814-nucleotide messenger RNA. RefSeq names its product collagen alpha-5(IV) chain. NCBI's taxonomy places the organism in Eukaryota, Metazoa, Arthropoda, Insecta, Diptera, Drosophilidae. The transcript has a single exon. The coding region runs from base 761 to 1480 and encodes 239 amino acids. The record is from RefSeq and is a predicted model, not a curated record.
GUCUGCCUGAUGAAAAUGAAUGUUUUUUAAAGUAGGAAAUACCAAAAUGCUCGAAAAAAAAGGGGUUGAGCCCCGAUUAGUUGAACUAAAUAUUAUGAAAUUCCAUUUGAAUUAUAGCUUGAGCUAUUUUUAUAGCUAACAACAGUUUUUAUUUUAUAUUAAACUACAAAGACCAACAAUGCAAAGUGAAAUGUUAGGGAAUCUCACAUCUUCAAAUAAAUAAUGCUUUAUGUUUUCAGAUUUUCGAUACUUGAAUAUUUAUAGAUUACUCAUUCAGCAAAUUAGCGCUAAAGCACCUGUGACUCAUUAAUCCCGAUCUGUAAGAAGAUAUACGAAUUACUAGAUUUCAGUAGAAGUCAUGAGGAACCUGUUUAGGAAAGGGCCAGCUGACCCAGUUAACACAUGGAGCGCUUGCUUAGGCAGUUCAGCUUGAUUAACUGGCCAAUAAAGAGUUUACUGAACCUUAAAUCAAAGACAAAUUAAUGUGAUUUAAGUGUGUGCAAAAAAAAUUGUAGCCAAGUCAAAACAGAGGGUUUCCAAGAACCAAUUGAUAAAAUCUAUUGAGGAACAGUUAGUAUAAAAGAGCCAGACUCACAACAUCAUUAAAACAGUAUACCGAGAUGACAGUCAGCGCUAAGAUAUUAGGUGAGAAACUCUUUAAAAUAUUUUGUAGGGAGAGUUGCUUCCUAACACGAUCCCCAUUCCAGUUUUGUGCCUGUGCCUGGGUCUAGCUCAGGCGCGUCUACGUCUCGUGCAAGCCAUGGGCCGCAGCAGCGAUUCGGAGACCAAUCGAGAAGAAGGUGUUCCACAACUUGUGCUUUUCGCGCCCGGUGAGCCGCUCAAGCCGGAGAACCAGAAUGAGCCCAGCCUCCAUGAGCUGCAGAUUAUCGAGCCGGAGCCUGAGAAGGAUGGCCGCAAGGUGCCGGACUAUCUGUACUCCAAUGCGAUACCCAUGCUGAACGAGCCCAACAUCAAGUAUCGACUGCCUCAGCUAACAGCUUUCCCCCUCGCCUACGCACCGCAAAUUGCCAGCAAUCAAAUUAGAACUUCCCCGAGCAACAACAAAGUCGUGUUAGAUGGAAGCUCAUAUGUAUUGGUGCCACGCAUCCAACUGGGCUUCAACAUGCAGAGCCAAGCAGGUCUCAGCUUGCCUGGCUUCAAUCUGUUUCCCGGCACACAGCCCAACGAACCAGUCGAACAGAAGGAACAGCAAGCCACUUACAUUCCGAUUCCAGUGCCCGGGCCACCUGGACCACCUGGACCCCCGGGUCCACCGGGUCCACCAGGUCCACCCGGACCACGUGGCUUCACCGGUGCAACAGGACCACGCGGCAGGGAUGCGCCACGCACCUCCUCCAGCAGCUCGUCCCCUUCGGCACAGCAGAACCCACAAAGCCUUUGGUAUGCCCAGAGCAGCAGCAAUAUCAAUAGCAACAAUAAGCAGCCGUAUGAACAUUACUCGAGUGGCUAUCAAAACUGAAGAGCAUUAAAAUAAAAUGAACAUUUCAACUAUAUAAAUUGCGUUUGUUUUUUAGGUUAUGCUGGUUGAGCAAUUUUAAGGUACUUGACUUUAAGCCUCUUAUUGCUGCCUACAAACAAGACUUGGCCAAUUCAAUUUUGCAUUUUAUUCAUUAUUUAUAUACAUACAUAUCUAUAUAGUUAUUUACUUAUGCUCUGUUAGUCUCUCUCACUCUUUUUCUACCAUUGCUCACACUCUUUCACUAUCGCUUUGCUCAGUCUAAGUACAGUCGCACUUUUAUUUCAUUCCAUUCAUAGAAUUUUAUAUGGUUACCAUAUAACUGUAUAUAUAUUAUGUGAUUUGCUGCGUUGCUCAGACAAUAACGUGUCAAUCUGAAUGCUAUACAAGCAUACACACACACACACACGCACGCCUACAGCACGUACGCACACUAACACAUUAUGAUGAUUGUGUGUAAUUUACAUAGAUUUUGAUAGCGCUUGACGGGGGAGCACACGAACUGUCCUCUUUUUGCUUUUUCUAUUUUUUUUUUUUUAUUUAUUUUUUUUUUUUUUUUGUGGGUCUCCCAUUGACGGCCAUUCAAUUGGCGACAGUUGAUGGUUCACUCAUGUUGCUGCUGUUAUUGUUGUUGUGUGCCACCUGACUGGAACUGCUCUUUCACUGUAUCUGUCUCUCUCUCUUUUUCUCUCUCUCGCUCUCUGUUUCACUCACUCCCUCUGCAGCAUCCUCUGUGACAAACACACACGCAGUAAUGUUAUUAAGUGAGCACACUAUACUAGCACCUACACACACCUAAACGCACACUCACAGCCACACACACACACACCCACAUACUCACACCCACACAGUGACACCUAACUGCUCAUGUUUCAUUCGUUUGUCGUUUGGGGUUGCCUGUCGCCUGCCCCGUUGAUGAUGGCAACAAUCUGUGGCAGAGUCGCAUCUUAUUGUAGUCGUUAGUUUUUAUUGCUCUUUACUACACAGCAUUUACAAUAGUAGUACAUGCAAUUCUAUGUGUGUGUGUGUGUUGUUGUUGUAGUUAUCAUUGCUGUUGUUGCUGCAGAUCCGUUUACUUAAAUUGAUACGCAGCACGCAUUUUUUUCAAUUAAAUGAAAAUGUUUUAUGUCCAACAAAGCUUCGCUCGCAUUUACAACUGUAAACACACACAGGAAAGGCACUUUUCACCAUCCGGAGGUGUGUGUGUGUGCUAGUGUGAAAUUUAUAUGUUUCUAAUUGCGUUAAAUAUCCCAGAGUUUAGUUGCUCUACAAAAAUGAAAAUAAAUCUUGUUUCUCUUUCUCUAAAAACAAUAUAUGCAAAUAAAAAACCAAAGUGU